AUGACCCCUCGUCUCCCUUCUCGACGUCAUGUCGACCUGGUCAACCUCUCAUUCCUCUUACCAUGGGCGGGCAAGUCAAGCUACACCACCCUAUCCUCCCCCUCCCCCACCUCAUCUCAACCUUCUCCUCAAAAAUCUCCUUUAUACCCUCCACGAGUCUACGCCGAAUCAAGUAAAAUGGCAUCCCUCCGCCAGCGGAAAAAAUCACCAGGCCUAAUUCAUUUCCACUUAUCAGUCUCGAAUCCACCACUACCUUCUACACUCCUGGAUCUCGUUCGAGCAGACAAUCGUCAUCUAAAUCUGAACUCAGGUAUGGCCCUGUCAUCGUACUGCUUCAGAAUGGGGGAUCUGAAAUCGUAUAGGGGGUUAUGGCAACUGAUGGGCAGGAAACGAAUCGCACCAUUAUCAACUAUCAGAUCACACCUUUCAAUCCGAUUACCUCUCCCUUCUUCAUCACAAAGUGAGAACGGAAUCUCGAAGAUGAAAGUGAAAUAUAGGAUUCGACCUAAUAGAUGGGCAAUCAAGAUGUUCCCUCCAAUACCUUAUCUCCCUUCCAAGAAAUUUACCAAAUCCCAAUUAGUCCAACAUCUUCAUUACCUCUUACUUCAAACUGAAUCUCAAAGUGAAUUACCCACUUUCCAAGAAGGUCUAGAACUGCUGAAACGGUCGACAGAUUGGAGUAAUAGUAAUAUCGAAUAUGGAAGUGCAUUAGAAUUGUUGAAUUUGUAUUUAGCGUAUAAUCACACAUCUCCAUCUUCUUCCGCAAGACAGAUAGAUGGAUUAGAACUGGUCGAUACCUACUUGAAAGAGGUACAGGGAGCCAGAGUGAAUAAACAAACACUGCAUCUCCUAAUCAAAUCACAUAUUUCAGCAUCACUUCCUCAGGUCGAUUCUAAGGCAUAUUCACCAGAAAUGAAAUUACUCAAAAACAAAAUCCUAGCUACGAUAUCGAAUUUCUCCCUUGCUCACCAAAUCACCCCUGGACCCGAGACGUACAGGAUCCUAGCUAGGUUUGCAGGACAUUACAAAUUAGAUGAUUUGGCGGGUAUAGCCUGGGAAGGAUGGUACGAUGCGAUCAAAUUGGAUCAAUUGAUCAAACGACAGUCCACUCAGGGUGAUCGUACUCUAGUUGAAAUUUUGGGUCAUAGUUCGACCUCGGGGUUGAGAGUGAGAUUCGGUAGGAUUGGGUACAUGAAUAAAAGGUGGACGAGGGUGGCGAGGUUAUAUGAGAAUAUAGGAUGGAUAAAGAAGAAUGAGAUUGAAGACGCUUUGGAAGACGAAUAUGGGUUUGGGUAUGUGUGGUUGGGUGAGAAAGGUAGAUUGGCUAAAUUGGCUGAGCUGGAGGUUAUCGAUAAGAAGGAGACAGAGGUCGUAAGGGAACAAAUCAAAUUGGAAAAUAUCCUCAACGUGAAAGAAGAAGAGGAAGUAGGAUCUAUAGUGGGCAAAUUAGAUGAUCUCAAAAUAAAGGUCGAGGAUACCAUGUCGGCACUACAAGUCCCCAGGGAAGAAAUCAAGGUUAAUAUUGAGAAGAACGAACUAUCAAACCAACCUAUACUCUCUAUCGUGAAAGACAAAGAGGAAACCUCAGAACAGGAUUCAUCAUUUGCCAUCAUUGACGAGUCCGAAGUCAGUCAUCAUAAACCACCUUAUUUCGUUCUGAUUCGAGAUGGAUCCACCGUCAAAAUCCGAUCGAAGAGUAAGAACGAUAAUAAUCAAAUAGAUCUAGAUGGAUUGGAUGAUAAGCCGAUCUGGGAAUGA
Kwoniella botswanensis is the source of this 1758-nucleotide messenger RNA. RefSeq lists its product as uncharacterized. Bases 1 to 1758 code for a protein of 585 amino acids. The transcript has a single exon. NCBI's taxonomy places the organism in Eukaryota, Fungi, Basidiomycota, Tremellomycetes, Tremellales, Cryptococcaceae. The record is from RefSeq and is a predicted model, not a curated record.